This is a messenger RNA of Aedes albopictus (Asian tiger mosquito), 4436 nucleotides long. RefSeq lists its product as uncharacterized. The coding region runs from base 205 to 4212 and encodes 1335 amino acids. Gene Ontology annotation, biological process: DNA integration. Gene Ontology annotation, molecular function: nucleic acid binding; zinc ion binding. The record is from RefSeq and is a predicted model, not a curated record. Lineage: Eukaryota; Metazoa; Arthropoda; Insecta; Diptera; Culicidae. The transcript is spliced from 2 exons.
UAUCGAAUAGUAACUGUAUCACAAUGACAGGUGGGGUUGCUCUAAAUGGAGUUAGUGAAAUAAAGAACAUGGAAGAGUAAACACGCGUCUUUCGUAAUUCCAUUACAUUUGUCGACGAGUUUGGAAUUUUUCGCGAAGAACCCACGAUUUAAGGGAAAGUACCGUUGUCGCGAUAAUCCGUGCGAAUGGUAGUACCAUCGGAAAAUGAGCAACAACAACAUUGCCCCCUUCGUCAUUGGAGACUCUUCGUCGGUGGGGCGGCGGUGGACUGCUUGGAAGCGGUCUUUUGAGUUGUUUCUGCUGUGUAAUCCGACAAAUGACGCUGGGAAAAAGAAAGCCUUGCUCUUGCACAAUGCAGGUCUCGAAGUGCAAGAAGUUUAUUUUGACGACCCGGAUCGGAAUGCAGCAGUGCCCGCGACGUCGGACGUCUACGAAGAGACGAUAAAGCUACUCGAUAAACACUUCAAACCGAUUGUGUCUAUUCCCCACGAACGAGCCUUGUUCAGGAAAAUGACGCAAAGGGAAGGAGAAAGUAUCGUAAAAUUUUGCAGACGACUUCGAAAUCACGCAGGGCUGUGUGAUUAUGGCGACGCUCUGGAUCUAAGGAUCACUGAACAGAUCUACGAUGGAACCUCUUCCAACGCGUUGCGGGAGGCGAUCCUUAAGAAGAGAUUGGUGGUGCUGAACGAGAUUUUGGAGGAGGGCCGAGUUCUUGAAACCAUCGAUCAAAGUCAUCCAGAAUUGAUUUCAUCGGAUCAAGCAAGCGUAAACAAAAUCAAAAGUGGACAAAACCAGUGUUUCCGAUGCGGCUCGUUUGGACAUUACGCCAACGACAAAAAGUGUCCGGCUCGGAAGAAAACAUGUGACAAGUGCGGUAUCAUUGGACACUUCAAAAAGUGUUGCAAAUCAAAAAGUGUUUCCGACAAGAAGAAGAAAAAAGUGCGACAGGUUGAGGAUACGGAUGACAGUGACGACGAUCCCGAGCGGGAAGUGGAAAGUGAUGACAGUUGUGAGAGCGAUAUCCACCACAUCUUUUCCGCCAAACUGGUGGACGAUCGAGUAUCCCGCACUCGAUCCCGCAGCUGCGAACAGCUGUUGUCGGUCGAGGACAAGUACAAUACGAAAAUAUCGUGCAUAGUUGGCGGAGUACGGAUGCAAUGGGUUAUUGACUCCGGCGCAUCUGUCAAUGUAAUCGACGAAAACACCUGGAAGAUGCUUAAGAAGCAACACUGCAAGAUCAGCUACGAAAGUGACGAACCACGGAAAAAACUUGUUGCAUACGGAAACCACAAGCUACACGUUAAGGGAGUGUUCAAAGCCGACAUCAACCAUGGAUCGUCUACAGUUCAUCGAGAAAUCUACGUGGUAGAAGGUCAAGGAGCCAACCUCUUGGGAAAAACUACUUCGAUCGAUUUGGGCGUGCUACAAAUCAAGUCAGAGGUGAUGCAGAUUAACCAGGAAACUCGACUAGAUGAGCGAACUGAAAUCGGUAAGGCAAAGGACGUCCUCGUAACUAUCAACAUUGACUCGAAAGUACAUCCAGUUCAACAGCCCUGUCGGCGCUUACCGAUUCCGCUACAACAAACGGUAGAGGCCGAGCUGAAAAAGCUACUUGAUUUGGAUAUCAUUGAACCAGCGCCACCCAAGAUCACAUGGGCUUCGCCUCUUGUUGUAACACCAAAGGAUGGAGGGAAACGAGUUAGACUGUGCGUGGAUAUGCGGAAAGCGAAUACUGCCAUCAUCCCCCAAAGACACCCCCUGCCCACUUUUGAGGAGAUCAUGCCCCAUCUAGACGGUUGUAAGGUAUUUUCAAAGGUGGACUUAAAUCAAGCUUUCCAUCAACUGGAACUACAUCCUGAUUCUCGGGAUAUCACUACCUUCGUGACCCCCAACGCCUAUUAUCGAUUUAAACGCCUGAUGUUUGGCAUGAACUGUUCUGCCGAGAUAUUCCAGCGAGAGUUAGAACGUAUCCUGAAGGGUUUGGAAGGAAUCAGGCAUUUCAUCGAUGAUGUUCUGGUGUUUGGGCGAAACAAAGCGGAACACGACAAACGAUUGGCUGCGUUGCUGAAACGGCUUCACGAACACGGACUCACCAUCAACAAAACUAAAAGCCAGUUUGGAUGUUCUUCGGUAACGUUCAUGGGUCAUGAGUUGCGGGAGAAUGGCAUUCUACCUGCACAGGAGAAGGUAGCAACUAUCCAAUCCUUUCGACGACCGGAAUCAUCGGAGGAAGUAAGAAGCUUCCUGGGCCUUGCCAAUUACGUAGGUAAGUUCAUACCAAACCUGGCUUCUUUAAGUACCCCGUUGCGAGACCUGGUCAAGAAGGGCGUACGGUUUCGCUGGACUGCGGACGCUCAAGAAUCGUUUGAUGCUGUGAAGAAUGCUCUAUCCAACCCUCACAAUUUGGGAUACUAUAACCCGGAGAGUGAGACGGUGUUGAUUGUAGAUGCUAGUGCGACAGGGCUGGGAGCAGUUCUCCUACAGAGGGACCGAGGACAAUUCCGAAUUAUAAGCUACGCUAGCAAAAGCCUGUCCGCAACAGAGCGCAAAUACUCGGCACUAGACAAGGAAGCUAUGGCUAUAUUUUGGGGCGUUCAUCGUUUCGACAUGUAUCUGCGUGGGAAGUUCUUCACAGUCCUGACUGACCACAAGCCAUUGUUGAGAAUUUUCAGCACCGAUUCAGCUCCAAAUGCUCGUCAACAACGAUGGGUACUGCAACUACAAGGAUACCGGUUCAAUCUACAACAUGUGCCAGGGAAGAAGAACAUUGCCGACCCGCUGUCACGGCUGGCUCAAACAGGAAAAGGAAGCAGCUUCGAUAAGGAUUGUGAGCAGGACUUGUGUGCAAUAAUCGAGAGUACUCUGCCGUCGGCAGUUACUAUGUCAGAACUAAUUCAGUGCUCAGAGACGGAUGAGGAGUUUAAAAGAAUUCACAGCGCUAUCAGAAGCAACGAGUGGAACAAAGAUCUCAAACGCUAUCAGCCAUUCCAAGGGGAACUGUGCGCGGUGGGCCAUGUAGUUCUGCGGAAUAACAAAAUUGUUGUUCCAAUCGGAUUACGGAAAAGGAUUUUGGAUUUGGCGCAUACGGGACAUCCAGGAAGCAGUAAAAUGAAGAGGAGGCUGCGGGCUGCGCUUUGGUGGCCUGGAAUCGACGCGGAAGUAGAGCAGCGAUGCAGAAAGUGUCGAGAAUGUCAAGCAGUUGGACGAGAAACUAAUCCAGAACCGUUGAAGAUUCGAGAAAUGCCAACUAAAGCAUGGAGUCAUCUGUGUGCCGACUUCCUCGGACCGUUACCAAACGGUAAGUUUGUUUUCGUAUUGGUCGAUUAUUUUAGCAGAUACUGUGUGGUCGAGGUUAUGACUAAAACAACAUCAGCGGCCGUAAUCCAACGUCUAGAACAAAUAUUCACUCGCCUGGGACUGCCAGACGUUCUGAAAACGGAUAACGCGGCAAAUUUCUGCAGCCAGGAGUUUAGAGAUUACUGCGUGGAUAAUGGCAUCAAACUAAUCCAUACAACACCGUAUUGGCCAGCUGCAAAUGGAGAGGUUGAGCGGCAAAACCGCUCUAUAUUGAAGGUGUUAAAGAUCUCUCAAAUGCGAGGAGGAGAUAUGAUUAAGGAUUUGCAAGAAUAUCUCUACAUGUAUACUGUGACUCCACACACUAUGACUGGAGUCUCCCCCGCAGAGCUUAUGUUUGGUAGAAGGUUUAGGGAUAGAUUUCCACACGUCGAAGGAGAGGAAUUAGUCGAAGAAGAAGUCAGAGAAAGAGAUUGGAUGCACAAAUACAAUGGAAAGGUAUACCGUGAUGCGAGAGUUAACGCCAGAGAAACAGCUAUUCAGAUCGGCGAUGAAGUCUUGUUGAAAAACCAGCACCGCGAAAACAAGUUGGCACCGAACUUCAACCCAAAUCCAGCGGUAGUUUUGGGGAGAAAUGGAAAUAGUUUCGUCGUGCAAACGGAGACGGGAACUAUACUUCGAAGAAACUGUUCGCACCUGAAACCGGUAGAACCCACUGCAACGACGAACCGCCAGCCAGAGGGUGAUGUUAGCGAGGUUCCCGAAAGCAACGACUCAACACUUGACAACGGUCAGGAGCAGCAAUCUGCUUCAACCCUUCCAUUCCCAGAGAGAGUGGAAGAACAAUCUACAAGGCGCCCAAUGCGAGAAAUAAGACUCCCGAAGAAAUUCCUUGAUUAUCAGGUUGAACUAAACUAAUGUAACUGUAUAUGAUCAGGUUGAACUAAACUAAUGUAACUGUAUCUUAGAGUUAUGCAUAUGUUCUCGGAUAACUUUUGAUUUCUAUUUUCGAUUUUAUUUGGAGAAAGGAAGGAGAUGUUAUAUCGAAUAGUAACUGUAUCACAAUGACAGGUGGGGUUGCUCUAAAUGGAGUUAGUGAAAUAAAGAACAUGGAAGAGUAAACACGCGUCUUUCGUAAUUCC